Messenger RNA from Parnassius mnemosyne (clouded apollo), 546 nucleotides. The record is from the annotation of a GenBank genome assembly. Lineage: Eukaryota; Metazoa; Arthropoda; Insecta; Lepidoptera; Papilionidae.
AUGUAUAUAGAAUUACCACAAAUUAAAAGAUGCUGCUUUUGUGUACCUCUCAGGUACGGAUUGCUUGUCUGGGCGUAUAUUAAAAUGUUUUGGUGCCUGUUCCUUGGAGUAGUAAUUAGUGUAAAAUUGUACCAGGUGCCUCGCCAUCGAAUGAAAAACAUUAAAACUGAGAUCGUCAUUAUGUCAUUGUUUGAUACGAUCUUUAUAAUUGACUUUGUAAUCACAUUCGUUUUUAUAGUCGGUGCUCAUAAGAAAAACCCUAAACUUUUGAGAUUAUACUAUAAAUAUGGGCUUGUCAGUUUAGUGAUAAUAUUCCUUCUGUGCCUUGUACUAACUGGAAUUGACAUCUUUAAUUAUUUCUAUAUGAUAGCCUUACAAGAUGUUCUAGACAUUGCAACAGUCUGUGCAGCUUUUGUUAUAUUCAAUUUAUACCUUCUGUCAAUGAUCCGUAGUGAGAUUCUGAAGCUAGAAAAUAACACUCAGCUUACAUUUGUGAACCAUGUAACCGAUCCUCAAUGUUGUAUGGAAAAUGGAGUAAAUGUUUGA